Messenger RNA from Heteronotia binoei (common prickly gecko), 525 nucleotides. RefSeq names its product oligosaccharyltransferase complex subunit 4, non-catalytic (gene OST4). The record is from RefSeq and is a predicted model, not a curated record. Lineage: Eukaryota; Metazoa; Chordata; Lepidosauria; Squamata; Gekkonidae. Bases 46 to 294 code for a protein of 82 amino acids. Gene Ontology annotation, cellular component: oligosaccharyltransferase complex. The transcript is spliced from 2 exons.
AGGGGGGGGACGCGGUCCCGCCGCGCCCCUUGCAGACUCUGGGGGAUGGGGGGGAGCCGCCUAAGGCAACCCAAGUCCACGGCCGGCAGGGAUUCCCAUGGUGGCGCUUUGCUGCUGCAUGAAAGGGGAAGAUCGCUGGAUCGGCUAACAUUAACACCCUUCUCUCCCCGCCCCGCAAGGAUGGUGACCGACGUGCAACUGGCGAUUUUCGCCAACAUGCUGGGCGUGUCGCUCUUCCUGCUCGUUGUCCUCUAUCACUACGUAGCCGUCAACAACCCCAAGAAGCAAGAGUGAGGAUUCCUUCUCACACACACCCCCCUCAAGCAGAGCAGACACCGCCAGCGUCGUGCCUGGGAGAACAACAGCCUCUUCCUCGCUGUUCCCUUGGACAAGAACAAACCGCCUGUAGCUAGGAUGGGACAGACUGGGAUUGAAAGCAAGGGGUGGCACAGCAGGGCAAAAAUGAGCUCUCUCUCUCUUUUGUUGUCAAACAAAAUUUAUUAAUAGAAACAUGUUACAAGACAA